Molecule: messenger RNA, 2253 nt
Organism: Capsaspora owczarzaki ATCC 30864
Lineage: Eukaryota; Filasterea; Ministeriida; Capsasporidae
Exons: 1
Coding region: 159-2039 (626 amino acids)
Source: RefSeq, a predicted model, not a curated record
UGUACGCAUGCUACGGCGCGCUGCAGCAGCUCGGAUUUGGAUUUCUGCACCCGCUCGCACCGCUCGUCCCGUCCGUGUUGCGCAAUGCAAGCGCGAUCGCCGGGUUUAAGCAGUCCGAGAGUCCCGCCUGGCCGGUGCGCGGAUUCCACGUCCACUCAAUGCACCCGCUCGAGCUGACCGACCUGCUCAAUGGACUCGACAUCACGGCUGCUGGAAACGGAUCGACCUACAGCGAGACGUGGGACUCCAUGUUCCCGCAGUGGGAGCUCUACGUUGAAUGGGCGGUCGCCAACCGCCUCAGCCGCGUCGAGUGGGUGCUGUUGUGGGGCGAGGACUGGAUUGACUUUGUCUACAGCACAGAGCGCCAGCAGCGCCUUGCCAAGCUCAUCGCGGCGUGCAAGUCGUUUGGUCUUGUGCCGGGCGCCGACGUCCCGAUUGCCCUGCGUCAGCAGCAUGCCUGGGUGCUCGUGAACGACACUUCGUCGGAUGCUGCCGCGGUCGCAUCCAUCCAGUACCACCUCAGGUGGCUGUCGGCCGCCGGAUUCUCCUUCAUUAGCACCGAAAGCGGCUUUAGCGAGUUUACGCACGGCAACGACACGAGCAUGCUGGCGUGGAUGAACGAAACGGCGCGCUUCGCCGAUGAGGAGCUGAAUGGCAUGCGUGUGCUCAUCAAGUGCCACUGCUCGACCGGCCAGAUCUGCAAGGACUAUGUCGAUCCCGACACUGGGCUGCCGCUCAACUUUAACUUUUUGCCAAUCUACGCCGACUCGCGCAUGGGCAUCAUGCCGCACACGGUGCAAAUGUACGCGUUUGACGACCCAGCCCCGACGUACGGCAACCAGAACUUUACCUACAUGUUUGACUUUAUGUUCAAGAACGCCCAAAAGAACGUGCGCGAGGUCGUCUACCACCCAGAGACGGCGUACUGGGUCAACUAUGACAUUGACGUCCCGCUGUUUCUGCCGUACUAUGCCCUCGCGCGUCUGCGCGACCUGCGCCACAUUGCAGGCUGGCAGCAGGCAACCGGCAGCUCCAUUGACGGCCAGAUGGUGUUUGACAGCGGCUGGGAGUAUGCGUACUGGAUGCAGGACGUCCUGACUGCGCGCGCAACGUGGAAUCCGCGCACGGACAUUGCCAAUGAUACCGAGGCCAUGCGUGUGCUGAUUCAGGAUUACGUUGGCGCGUUCUUGGGCGAUGCUACCUUUUCCUCUGCCUUUGCCGAUGCCGUGCUGGAUCUGAUGAAUGCCCAGCGCGAUUUGCUCGUGCUUGGCAAGGUGCCGGGCCAGGCCACACCCGCUGACGUGACCAAGCUCAACGGUAUCGGCUAUUUGGAGGGGUGGGAUACGUGGGCCGAUCUCGGCUCGCUGUCGCCGCACGCGCUGACGACCCAGCCACUGCGGCUCUUGCUGAAGGAGAUGAUGCUGCCCGAGCACUCGCCAAAGUACUCUGAGGUGCGCCCUUUGCUCGCUGCGAUGAAUCAGAGCUUUAGCGUGCUCGCGACGCGCUUCCAGGCGCUCGUGCCAAUGGCAUCCGCCGAUGGUGCGGCGCUGGUGCGUGAAAUUGCCGAUGUUGCGCAAAUUCUCGCCAACCGUGCCCAGCAGAUCUAUGCGCUGUACGAAGGGGCGGACCUGUUUGGCAGCACGCCCGAGCACCGCAAGGCGAUGCUUGCCGUUGGCCGCGACCUCAUCACCCAAACCGCACCAAUCAUUGAGCGUCGCGAGGCCGCCUUCCGCGCCCCCGUGCCCCGUAUCGCCGGCUGGCGUCAAGGGCCGACCGUGUACCACUACGGCUACCUCUGGACUGCACACAGCCUGAUGUACUGGUGGCGCGAUUGGGCGAUUGCAUCCUUGUACACGAUUGACGCGCUCAAUCCGUGCUACCUCAACAUGAUUGCGCCCGCAGACGUGGCUCUCGGUGAAGGUCUGGCGUUGAACGCCACGCUUCUUGCAGAGCAAGUGCUCGACAAGCUUGGUUACAAGGAUUUGGGCGAUUGUCUGGGCUAUCCCACGGCCGAGCCCGUGUAUCCCGCUGAUUUGUGAACAGUCGUGCGUGUUGUUGCUAGAUUUGUUGAUGUUGCGUGUGUGUGUGUGUGUGUGUGUGUGUGUGUGUGUGUGUGUGUGUGUGUGUGUGUGUGUGGUUGGUGUGUGGUGGAAGGGUCGGCUGUUCCUGUCGUUUUGGCAUAAACACGUCUGAAAACCAACAACAACAGCAAGGAUCGAGUUCUCAAAGCACGUGCGAGUUAUUGAGUUGGAG